AUGAUUGACGCCCAGCCGCACGACACCGUGGUUGGGCCGCUGCUCCCCGGCCUCGUCGGAGGCGCCGGGUACGGCUUCGCCGCCGCGGCCAUCUCGCAUCCGUUUGACACAAUCAAGGUGAGGCUGCAGUCGGGCGGCGCAGCCAAGGCCGGGAGCGCCUCGGUGCCCUUUGUCGGCUACGAGGCGACGCGCUCCUGGCUGCGCGCGCACGGGCUGCUGGAGGAGCGGCCGCUCGCCGCCGCCCUCCUCGGCGGGGCGGUGGGAGGCGCGAUGCGCGGCUGCCUCGAGACUCCCGCGGAGCUGGUCAAGACGCGGCUGCAGCUGCAGAGCGCGUGGUCGCUGCCGCUGCUGCUGCGAGGCCUCUCGAGCACGGUCUUCCGCAACGCCGCGAUGAUCGGCCUCUUCUGGGCCGCCUUUGAGGCGAGCGCGCCGCUCCGCUCCCGCCUGCCGCCCCUCGCGGCCAGCUUUGUCGGAGGCGGCGGCUGCUCCGUGCUGGCGUGGGCGGCGGCCUUCCCUCUCGACACUGCAAACGUCGUGGCGCAGCUCGGCCGCAUCUACUCGGAGAGAGGCAUCGCGGGCUGGUGA
Emiliania huxleyi CCMP1516 is the source of this 585-nucleotide messenger RNA. RefSeq lists its product as hypothetical. Bases 1 to 585 code for a protein of 194 amino acids. NCBI's taxonomy places the organism in Eukaryota, Haptophyta, Isochrysidales, Noelaerhabdaceae. The transcript has 4 exons. Gene Ontology annotation, molecular function: transmembrane transporter activity. The record is from RefSeq and is a predicted model, not a curated record. Gene Ontology annotation, biological process: transport.